AUGCCAAAGCCACAGUCAGUAAAGGACUUGGAAAGGUUUCUGGGUUUGGUGACAUAUGUAGGCAACUUUAUACCUAAAUUGUCAGAUAAAACUAGACCAUUGAGAGAAUUAUUACAAAAAGAUAUAGAAUGGCAUUGGACGGAAAUACAUGAUAGUGCUUUUAGCGAAUUAAAAAGGUGUCUCACUAAAAAGCCAGUCUUACAGUUCUAUAGCAUGAAUGAUCCCAUCACAAUUUCAGUCGAUGCCAGUAAAAGUGGCUUGGGAGCGGUAUCAAACAACAUUGAUAACGAUCUACAGAGCGAUAUCACAGAAGCAAUACGUUCACUAACAGUAAAAAACGAACUUACAGAUUCACACUUCAUCGCGUUGCAAAAAGAAACGGAAUUAGAUAAAGACUUACAAAAAUUAAAACAAUAUGUUGUAAAAGGUUGGCCGUUUGACAAGUAUAGGGUUGAAUUAAAUAUUAAACCAUAUUGGAAUUAUAGGCAUGAGUUGUCAGAGGCGUGUGGUUUGUUAUGGAGAGGUCUUAUUAAACGUAAGUUGAUAAGAAGGCAACAGGUUUAUAAGCAAUAUUAUGAUAGAAAUGCAAAGAAAUUAGCUGCUCUUUCUGUAGGUCAGCCUGUUAAAAUUAAAGACCUAAACAAUAAUAAGUGGAUAUCAGGAACAAUAACAAAACAGUUGAGAGAACGUAGCUACGAAAUAAAGUUAUCGUCUGGUAAUAUUAUAGUUAGGAAUAGACGUCACAUGAUUGCCGAUUCUUUACAGAAACAUCGCAAGACAAAUGUUAAUUCUUAUGACUCAUACGCAGACUACGAUGAUGUCUGUCCUACUGAGACGCACAGAUCGUUGAACUCGGCUCCCGGCGUCGACACUUCUGUACCUUGUAAUAAUGGCAUAAAUGCAGAUGGUGAUAGAUAUUAUGUUAAUCGUUUUGGCAGGACAGUCAGACCUCCGGAUAGAUGGGGAUACUAA
This is a messenger RNA of Arctia plantaginis, 972 nucleotides long. The record is from the annotation of a GenBank genome assembly. NCBI's taxonomy places the organism in Eukaryota, Metazoa, Arthropoda, Insecta, Lepidoptera, Erebidae.